This is a messenger RNA of Zingiber officinale, 540 nucleotides long. Its product is annotated as flap endonuclease 1-A-like. Bases 1 to 540 code for a protein of 179 amino acids. Gene Ontology annotation, molecular function: 5'-flap endonuclease activity; 5'-3' exonuclease activity. The record is from RefSeq and is a predicted model, not a curated record. The transcript is spliced from 8 exons. Lineage: Eukaryota; Viridiplantae; Streptophyta; Magnoliopsida; Zingiberales; Zingiberaceae.
AUGGCCGAUAAGUCAUUUGCAAGGGAUGUUCAAUCAAACUAUCAGAUUAUUAGAAGCAGAUAUUUAAAGAGGAAAGAUGCAACUAACGAUCUGAACACAACAAUUGAGACUGGUGAUUUGGAGGGAAUUGAAAAGUGCAGCAAAAGGACUGUCAAGAAUUUGAUUCCAGUAGAUGACUGUAGAGUUUUUUCACAAGUAACCAAGCAACAUAAUGAAGAUUGUAAACGUCUCUUAAGACUAAUGGGUGUGCCUACUAUUGAGGCACCCUGUGAAGCAGAAGCUCAAUGCACAACUCUUUGCAAAAGUGACAAGGUGUUUGCGGUUGCCUCAGAAAACAUGGAUACUUUAACUUUUGGGGUACCAAGGUUUCUCCAUCAUUUAAUGGAUCCUAGUUCCAAAAAAAUCUCUGUGAUGGAAUUUGACGUUUCAAAGGUUCUUGAAGAGCUAAGAUUCACUAUGGAUCAAUUCAUUGAUUUGUGUAUUCUCUCUGGAUGUGAUUAUUGUGAUAACAUUAAAGGUCGGGCAAUUCGUGAGGCUUGA